Messenger RNA from Fragaria vesca subsp. vesca, 755 nucleotides. RefSeq lists its product as uncharacterized. The transcript has 3 exons. The record is from RefSeq and is a predicted model, not a curated record. The coding region runs from base 53 to 595 and encodes 180 amino acids. NCBI's taxonomy places the organism in Eukaryota, Viridiplantae, Streptophyta, Magnoliopsida, Rosales, Rosaceae.
AAACACCAAUUUCUCAAAAUCCUCUCUCAUUCUCUGAAGCAGUUGAUGUAACAUGAGAGAAAGAAUGGAAAGGCUUGUGCUUCUUCCUUUCACUAUUGGGUGCGUUUCUGAGUCAAGCAUUGCUGUUGGUGCACAACAACAUCCCAGAAGAUCCAAAUCAGAUACAAAUCCAUCUCCAACAAGAACUAAAGAAGAAGAAGAGGACGAGGAGGAAGGAGAUAGCCUUUCAAAACCAAACGUAUCUGUUGGUAUACACAGGCUCUUCAAGGGUUUCAAGAAUUUUUCUCAGUUGUUUGUUUACAAGGAUGAAAUGGAAGAAGAAGAAAUGGAUAUGGAAAUAGGGUCUCCUACAGAUGUGAAGCAUGUGACACACAUAGGUCUGGAUGGUUCUGGUUCUGGUUCUGGUUCUGCUGCUACUGCUGCAACAACUAAUAAGGUCUCCUGGGAUGAUCUUAUAUCUCAUGUUUCUUGGAGGCAGUUCGAGCUCUCUAGGCCUUCACAAUCUGAUGCUGAUGAUGAUGCUAUCCAUGUCAAUUCAGUGGCUCCUCUUCAUGAAUACUUGUCUAAAUCGAGUCAUAGAAUGAUGAAUCAAUGAUGUGAUUAUAUAUUUAAGACUGUAAAUCAUUGCCAAAUCCAAACCAGAGUUCUUGUCUCCCCUACUUACAUUUCAACGUAUUGGUUUCUUGGUGCUUAAGUUGUGAAGGGAUGAUCACUAUAUAUGAUGAAUGUAUAAUGUAGUAUGUGACAUUUCAACA